Sus scrofa (pig) is the source of this 3808-nucleotide messenger RNA. It is a transcript of the gene ODAD1, whose product is annotated as outer dynein arm docking complex subunit 1. Lineage: Eukaryota; Metazoa; Chordata; Mammalia; Artiodactyla; Suidae. The record is from RefSeq and is a predicted model, not a curated record. Gene Ontology annotation, biological process: cilium movement; outer dynein arm assembly. Gene Ontology annotation, cellular component: axoneme.
CCCGCCCCCUCAGCCCUCCAGUCCCGCCGCUUGCUGGGCUCCCCUAGCACAUCUGUUCACAGCACCCGAGCUCCCCGCAGUAACCAGACCACAACACUGAGCUUGGAGUACCCAGGACAGGUCCAGCACUCCGGCAGUUUGUCCUGUUUCAGGUCCUGUGCAGCUGGGGCCCCGUGGAUGGGGAGGCUUUUCAGGACAGCCCUGUGGAGGCGGGGAGCAGAUAGUAGCCCAAGCCUGGGGAGUGGGAUGGCCAGGAAGACUUCCUGUAGGAGGAGACGUUUGAGUGGGGCCCAGAACUGCUCCCAGGAAUUUCCACCAGGAGAAGGAAGGGAAGAGUGAGCAGAAAGAACAGCAUGUGACCAAAGCAAGGUUCUUCCGCCUCCACACCGUUGACACCUGGGGUCAGAACGUUCUUUGCUAUGGGUGGGGGCGUCCUGGGCAUUGGAGGGUACUAGGUGCAUCCCUGCGCCCCCGCCCCCCCCCCUGCUGCACACCAGAAGCACCCGCAAUCCAUGCCUGCACAGUCAAAAAUGUCUCCAGACAUGGCCAAAUGUCCUUAGGGGGUAGAAUUGCUCCUGGUUGAGAACGGCUGGGAGAUGGGGAAAUGGUGGAGAGCCUGGAGCGGUGGGUAGGAUUGGGUUUGUGGGGCCUCGAACACCAGGCUGGGGAGCUGGGACUUUGUCCAGGGUGAGUCCUGGGUCUAGGGCUUCUGUGGCUGUGAGGAAAGGCCGGCAGGUUGAAGAGGAGGAGGGGGUAAUGAUGGUUCAGGGAGAGAGAAUGAGGCCUGAACCUAGGGGAUGGGCUGAGGAUGAGGAGGCAGGAGGGUGGGAAUUAGCACUGCUGGGUGGGUGUUGGGGCAGAAAGGAAGGGAGGGAAGGAGAGUGGUGCCUCUGGGGGCCUAGGCUCCUGUCCUCAGCUUUCCCAAGUGCCAGGUUGGUGCUUUGGUCCCUGAGGACUGUGAGGCCUCCAGGAGUGCCCUCUAGUGGGGAGACAGUUGUAUGCAACCAUCUGCGGCAGGAGUGGUUUUAGGGAAAAAAUGGGGAAGUCAGCUUGCAGUGCAGGGAGUAUGAAGGGGUGAGGAAGCCUGGGGAUACAGAAACUGAGAUGCAGCCCUAGAAUGGUGCUGGCAACUGAGCCUGCAGUUUCGUUGCAGAGCCAAAAUUCCUAGGUCCUGGGGAGGAAGGGCCUGGGAGCUGGGUUCCUCCUGAGUCCCUGGCUUCGUCCUGCCUCAGUGGAUUGGGAGCUGAGCAGACUGCAGCGGCAAUGCAAAGUGAUGGAGGGUGAAAGGCGAGCCUACAGCAAGGAAGUCCACCAGCGCAUCAACAAGCAACUCGGGGAAAUCCAGCGCCUGGAGGGGGUGCGGGACAAGUUGCAGGUGCAGAUCAGCAUUGCCCAGAGCCAGGUCAAGCGGCUGCGGGACAGCGAGAGGCUGGAGAACAUGGGUCACCUGCUCAAGUGCCGGGUCCAAGUGCAGGCUGAGGUCAAGGAGCUGCAAGAGCAGACCAGAGCCCUGGACAGGGAGAUCCAGGAGUGGGAGACCCGGAUCUUUGCCCACAGUCAGGACGUCAAGGCUCCAGGAUGUGUCCUGAGUCAGAAGGUCAAAGUCCGGCAAAGGAUCAAAAUUCUAGAAGACCAGUUGGACAGGGUCACCUGUCGCUUUGACAUCCAGCUGGUCCGAAAUGCGACCUUGCGGGAGGAGCUGGAUCUCCUGCGGAUUGAGAGGAACCGCUAUCUGAAUGUGGACCACAAGCUGCAGAAGGAGAUCCAGCACCUGCGGCAUGCGGUCAGCGCCCUCAUGGUCUCCUCCACCUCUGCCUACACCGUCAGGGAGGAGGCGAAGAAUAAGAUAAGCAUGCUGCGGGAGAGGGCAGAGAAGGAGGUGGCCCAGAAUGAAACGGAGGUGCAGAUCUUGCAGCGGCAGGUAGCGCACUUGGAGCAGCUUCACCGCUUCCUCAAGCUCAAGAACGACGAUCGGCAGCCGGAUCCCGCCAUCCUGGCGAAGCGUGAGCAACGAGCCCGGGAGGUGGCCGAAGGCCUCCGCAAGACCUCCCAGGAGAAGCUGGUGCUGCGCUACGAGGACGCCCUGAAUAAACUGUACCAGCUGACCGGGGAGAGUGACCCCGACCUGAUGGUGGAGAAAUACCUGGAGUUGGAGGAGCGGAACUUCGCGGAGUUCAACUUCAUCAAUGAGCAGAACUCGGAGCUGGAGCACCUGCAGGAGGAGAUCAAAGAGAUGCAGGAGGCCUUGGUGAGCCGGCGCCGCAGCGAGGAGGACCGGCGCGCUCAGCAGGAGCAGCAGCGGACUGAGUUGCAGCAGCGCGUGGACGAAGUGCACACGGAGGCCGAGAACCUGGAGGCCCGCUUCCAGGACUUUCGCGGGCAGCUGGAGGCGCUCAAGACCGCCAUCCAGCGCCUCUUCACCAGGGCCCAGUGUGACAGCACACUCAUCAAUGACCUCCUUGGGGUCAAGACCCAGAUGAGAGACCGGGACAUAGGCCUCUUCCUGGGCCUCAUCGAGAAGCGGCUGGUGGAGCUCUUGAUGGUGCAUGCCUUCCUGGAAACCCAGAGCUACCCCUUCACCAGCUUGCCUAGCGCUGCCCUCAUGGUGCUGGGCCAGAGCCCCGAGGAGCUUCUCAAGAAGGUGGUCCUGCCUCUGCCCCCUGACAAUCUGGAAGAGCCCCCGGGCUUUGAGGCCAGAGACGACUAUCCGCUGAGCAAGGAGGAGCUACUGAGCCAAGUGGUGAAGUCGCUGAAGGUCCAGGAGCAGGCGCGGGAGCAGCACCUCAAGGAGUUGGCCGAGGCCGUUAAGAAGGUGGACAGCACCCCAAGCAUCACCUUCUCCCAGAAGGCCAGCUCCAGCACCCGCCUGCUGCCCAAGAGCCCCAGCGCCAUCCCGGGGUCCAUCAUGAGCCACAGGACUAGCGGCAUCCUGGUGGCCGGCGGAGGCCGCGCCCCCAGCUCCAAUGUCGGCCACGUCACCUUCGGGGAGCCCAGCUCCAGUGCGGGCCGCAUGACCUAUGGCUCCACCAGUGCCACCGGGGCACUGGCGUCCAGCCGGAGCUCGACUGGGGGGCGUGUGACCUUCAGAUCCCCCAGCUCAAGUAGCUACCUGGGGUCCACUGGCUACUUGGAGUCCAGCAGGGGCCACGAGAGCUUUGGCGGCCUGGAGAGCAGAGGCCCUGGGUCCGAAUCAAGCGGAGGCCUCGGGUUCAGCAGAGGCCAGGUCUCAAGCACUGGCCCAGCCUCUAGCACCGGCCAGGGCUCCACCACCAGCAAAGACUCCCGGAGCAAUUACUAGGGGCACCCAGCCCUCACCCUACCCCUGGUGACUUACAGGGCCUUCUCUGUGUCUCUGCCUCCCAGUUUCCCCCAGGACUCUCCAUCCUGCUCACCCAGUCCUGGGGACCCCGCUCCUGCCCAUCUCCGUCUCCCCUUCACCGUGUCUCUGGAUCUGUUUCCAUCAGCUCUCCUUCCUCUGUCUCCUGUUUCCAGCACUCCUUUCCCACCCUGUUUGCUCGGUUUCCCAUGCAGGUCCUUCUGUCUUGCCUCCAUGUCUGUCUCGCCCUCUGCUCUGACCUGUCUGAUUACCGCCCAGCCUCCUGUUUGGCCUCCCCCGCUUUGAAUUCCCUCUUCUCACCUCGGUCUCCCAGGCUCUCCUCACCUCUCGGGGCCCUCUCUCUGAAGUUCCUCAUUCCUUGUCCUCCUCAAGAGUCCCCACUACUGACCAGUGCGGGAAGAAUGGGGGCAAAGGUGUCAGGGUCAGCAGGAGCUGGGACCAGAGGAAAUAAAGGUCAGAGACUGACACUGA